Zea mays is the source of this 2644-nucleotide messenger RNA. RefSeq lists its product as uncharacterized. Lineage: Eukaryota; Viridiplantae; Streptophyta; Magnoliopsida; Poales; Poaceae. Gene Ontology annotation, molecular function: DNA-binding transcription factor activity, RNA polymerase II-specific; RNA polymerase II cis-regulatory region sequence-specific DNA binding. Bases 211 to 2169 code for a protein of 652 amino acids. Gene Ontology annotation, biological process: regulation of DNA-templated transcription. Gene Ontology annotation, cellular component: nucleus. The transcript has 14 exons. The record is from RefSeq and is a predicted model, not a curated record.
CCACUGCAAAAAAUUCCUCUCCUCAGUUCCUCAGCUUCUCACCCACCCCGGCCCGGCAGCCAAUCUGUCAUCCAUCACGUCGCGUGCCGUGCGUCACCCCCUCCCUUCGCCUCGCUUCAAAAAUCCCUCCGUUGGCGCCCAAGUACCAAACCCUAGCCUCGUCCGGGCCCGCCCCCUCUGGCCGGCCGGGCGGAACAUGCGAAUGCGGCCAUGGCGACCGGGGCCGAUCUGACCUCCCCAACCGGCGCCGCUGCGGCAGCGGCCGCCGCCAGGAAGGACCGCCACAUCGUCAGUUGGAGCUCCGAGGAGGAUGGCGUGCUUCGUGCUCAAAUCGCUCUUCAUGGCACUGAUAACUGGACAAUUAUAGCGGCACAAUUCAAGGACAAGACGGCCAGACAGUGCAGGAGAAGAUGGUACAAUUAUUUGAACUCAGAGUGCAAGAAAGGUGGGUGGUCCAGGGAAGAGGAUAUGCUUUUGUGUGAGGCUCAAAAAGUUCUUGGAAACAAGUGGACUGAAAUUGCAAAAGUUGUUUCAGGAAGAACAGACAAUGCAGUGAAGAACCGGUUUUCUACUCUAUGCAAAAGGAGGGCUAAGGAUGACGAGCUAUACCAAGAAAAUGGUGUGCCAUGUUCCAACACAAAUGCAAAGAAGGUUCUCACUGAAACAGGACGCCUCACACCAGGCGGAGCUGGCUCUUUGGUACAUAUUAAGCAGACGAGUUAUAAUUUGAAGGAGAACCUUGUACCAAAUAUGAAAUUAUUUGAACUAGAGAAGAGCACACAAGAUGCCAGGCAACCUCUUGCUACCAUUUCUUCGAACAACCAAGAUAACGUGAAUACAGUUAAAUCUCAAAAUCUUGUCCCAACCACAAAACAAUUGUUAGGUCCAGAACAACAUUGUGUGAAGCGGGAGGGUAAUUUUCUGAAGAAGGAUGACCCAAAAGUUGCUACUUUAUUACAGCAAUCUGACUUUCUUUGCUCCCUUGCAACAAAAAUCAAAAGUGACAAUACAAGUAAAAGCAUGGAUGAAGCAUGGCAGCAACUGCAAGAUCAUUUAGUGAAAAAAGAGCACAACAAAGUGCCAGAAAACAGUGGGUCUGAAAUAGCUUCACUUUUAGAGGAGCUUGAUGAUUUAAUUGUAGACCCCUAUGAGAGGAAAGAUGAAGAUGAACAGAAGCUAAGCGAGCACAAUGGACGGACCGAUGUGGACAAUGAUCACUGUAACGGUUCUUCACAAACUAGCAUAGUAGUAACGACAAAUAUGGUCCCAGAGGAAAUGAUGGGAGAUUGUCCAGUCGAUAACUGCAAUGAGGAUAGUAGUCUUUGUAGAAAAGUGCUUUCUGGAAGUACAGAACCUUGCCCAGGUGCAAAAAUGACAGGAUGUGGGAAUUUGAGCGAAGACCAGGUUGCUGAAGGUAGUGUGCUUCAACGUGUAGAAUCUAUAUCUCCUGUUAUAACAGAUAUUGAUGAUUUACUCGUAGACCCGUAUGAGAGUGAAGCGGAAGAUGAAGAAAAGUCAGGGGAGCAGAAUGGACAGAUUGAUGUGCAUGCUGAGCAGUGUUUUGGUUCUUCUCAAACUAUCAUAGAAGUGAUAUCAGACAUGGCCCCUGAUGAAGUCAUGGAAACUUGUUCAGCAGAUAACCGCGAAGAACAUAGUAGCAUUUGCCGAAAUGUGCUUUCUGGAAGUAUGGCACCUUGCCCAGGUGCAGAAAUACCAACAUCUGAAAAAAUGAGUGAACUUGCUGAAGAUAGCAGACUUCAAUGUAUGGAGUUUGCAUCUCCCGUUCUGGCAAAUUUUGCGAGCAAGGAAUGUGGAGAAACACCAGAACCACAAGUUCUUAAUGAGAUUGUUGAAGAUAGCAGGCUUCAAUGUAUUGAAUUCAACUCCCCGGCUCACACAAUUCUCCCAGAUAAAACAGGCGCCGAAAACUUUGCAUCCCCAAGUUUUGAUGUGGUUGCAAAAGAUAGUAAGCCUCCGUCUUUGGAAUUCACAUCCCCUGCUCAUACAGUUGCAACAUUCCAACCGUAUGCAGACGGCAUCCCUACCCCAAAAUUCACUGCUAGUGAGAGGAGUUUUCUGCUGUCAGUUUUAGAGCUGACCUCACCAGGGUCAAGGCCUGAAACUUCUCAGCAGCCAUCUUGCAAAAGGGCUCUUCUUAAUAGCCUUUGAAAUGGGUUUGCAUAAAAUCCCAACACCAAGCCUGCUAUGCCCCUCAGCAUAAUUUGGCUACUCCUAUAUGCAUGAAGUGUGCCUACCCUCAAAGGGUUUCAUAGUAUGUUUUGUUUGUUGUAUAGAAUGAUGCAUUGGUGUAGUUGUAUUAGCAUACAGGAACGAAAGGGUGAUGGUGUAAGUGUUUACAGCUUGUGUUCAAAAUAUAGAAAAAGUAAUAUUCUUUGUGUAAUUAACUCUUGUAAUUCUUCCCAUGGGUGCGAGUUAUUAGAUUGUUGCGUAGUGUGAUGUAAUGGCUUUCCUUUGUUGAGCUUUUGGUAUGGAAGAACCGACUGCAGGCUAUGGCUGUAUGCUUUAUUGAUUUGUAUGGUUGGAACUUGGAAACAUGAUAUUCGGUUGAUAGACUGCGUUCUCUGCAGCUGAUCCGGCACUAAGUUUGGUGUCCAUUUUCAGAAUAAAAUUCAUGUAUUUCCCA